AUGUCUUAUUUUUCAAAUUUAAGGGAAAGAAUUUUUGGUAAUAAUGAUAGCAAUGGUGUGAACAACAGCAAUAAUAAUAAUAGUAAUAAUAAUAAUAAUUAUGAUUAUGGAGCAACUGAUAUAACAUUUAGAACAGAAUUUUAUCAAUCAAUUGAUAGAGUUAGAGUAUUAGUUAUAGGUGAUACAGCAGUUGGUAAAUCGUCAUUAGUUCAUUUAAUUUGUAAUGACCAAGCAUUAACUAGGUCUCCAUCAUGGACUGUUGGUUGUAAUACUGAUGUCAAAAUUCACGAAUAUCAUUCAAAGGAUUAUUAUAUAGAAUUUAUUGAUAUUGGUGGAUCAACUAAAUAUAAGAUUACAAGACCAAUACUUUAUCAUCAAAUUAGUGGCAUUAUUGUUGUUUAUGAUUUAACCAAUAAAAUCUCUUUAAAAAAUGUCAAGAAAUGGAUAUUCGAAGUUUUAAAUAAAAUUUCACCAAACCAAACUUCUUCAAAUUAUAAAUUAAAAGAAACUGAAAGUAAUCAAGUUUUAGAAUUAGAAAAUACAACAGAUUCUUUAAAUAAUAAUAAUAGUAAUACUAGUAAUAUUAACACCACCAAUAGUAAUAAUAGUAAUAAUAAUGGCUAUUAUUAUUAUCAACAUCAAUCACCAAUUCAAUCUUCACCAAAUACAAAUAAUAAUAAUAAUAAUAAUAAUACGACAACAACACCAACACAACAAACUCCAAAUUUAAGAAGAUUAAAUUUUAUAAAUAGCCAUAGUAAAAAGAAUUUGGGAACUGAAAGUAAUAUAAAUGUAACCAAUAGUAUUAGACCUACAUUCCUAUCACAAACAUCAUUAUUUUUACCUUCAAAUACUCAAUCUCCAAUUACACCACCAAUAAUUACAAAUAAAAAGAAAUCAAUUAAUAGUAAUAAUGGCUAUGGAAGUAAUAAAUCAUUAAAUAAUAUACCAGUACUAAUAAUGGGGAAUAAAUGUGAUUUAUAUUUUGAUAGACAAUCAAUCGAGUCUGAUAGUCUUGGUAAGUUAAGUUUAUUAGUCAGUGCAAAAUUUCCUCAAACUUUUAGUCAAUCAUCUUAUAAUUUAAGUAGAUUAGAAAUAUUUUAUAAUAAAAUGAUCUCAAAUUUAAUUUCAAAUAAAAGAGGUGGUAAUCCAACUCAUAUGAGUUUUAAUUCUCAAAUUUAUAAUACUUUAUUAAAUAAUCCAUCUCCACCACCAAACAAUAAUAAUAAUAAUAAUAAUAAUAAUAAUAAUAAUAAUAAUAAUAAUAAUAAUAAUAGUAAUAGUAAUAAUAAUAAUAAUAAUAAUAAUAACAAUAAUAAUAGUAAUAUUAAUUUUAUGCAACAAUCACCACCAAUUUAUUCAUCUCAACACUCAUACCCCACAGAAAGCGAUUAUUAUAGUUUAAAUAAUAAUAAUAAUAAUAAUAAUAUUCAAAUCGAAUCGCCAACGACUCCAUCACCACCACCAUCUCAACUUUUUAAUCAAUAUAUAACUUCAAAUUUUACACCUCAACAAUUAAUGCCACCUCCAACUUUUAUACCUACCCACAAUAAUAAUAGUAAUUUAAAUAAUAAUACAAAUAAUAGUAAUAAUAACAAUUUGACUAUCAACAAUAAUAGUAACAGUAGAACCCCAUUAAGAAGUAGAAGUACAUCUUUUGAAAGGAGUGCAAAAAAUUUUUAA
Messenger RNA from Dictyostelium discoideum AX4, 1683 nucleotides. Its product is annotated as Rab GTPase domain-containing protein. The transcript has a single exon. The record is from RefSeq and is a predicted model, not a curated record. NCBI's taxonomy places the organism in Eukaryota, Evosea, Eumycetozoa, Dictyosteliales, Dictyosteliaceae. The coding region runs from base 1 to 1683 and encodes 560 amino acids. Gene Ontology annotation, molecular function: GTP binding; GTPase activity.